Colletotrichum fioriniae is the source of this 2103-nucleotide messenger RNA. The record is from RefSeq and is a predicted model, not a curated record. Lineage: Eukaryota; Fungi; Ascomycota; Sordariomycetes; Glomerellales; Glomerellaceae.
AUGAGGAGCGCCCUUCGCUGGUUCAACCCAACAAGUACCGAGGACCCAAGGGACCCGUCGACCCGGUCCACCGCCGCCGCCGCCCACAACAGCGAACCCAGGCGCACGCCCAGCAGAAGUGACUGCGCCAGCGCCGAUAAUAUUAGUUAUCGUGCGUCGGCUUCCUCUUUCACCACUACAACACCACCACCACCUUCUGCCUCCGACAACAUCUUCGCCUCUCCUUCACCAGGUUCUUCCAACUCGUCAUCCCGCACUCCAAACUCUCCUUCCUCGCAACCCCUCACACCCACCGACCCCUUUGACGUUCGUGAUUCCCGCGCAGGCCUCUGGUCCACCAAGCCAAUCACCAUCGCCACACCCACAAGCACGAGGGACCCUUCAUCCACCUCCCCCUCAGGCCCCGCAAAGUCCAGCUUCGACAGAAACCCCUUUGCUCUCCCCGACGAGCUUCUCGACUUUGCUCCCAUCUCAACCAAGAGUAUCGAUAUGACCACUGGCCCAGCCAUGGAUUCGGCCAUGGGUCGGAGUCGCCAGGACUCCUUUGUCAGCGCUGGUCCUAAGCCAAUUUCUAUGGCCAACCCCAACCGCGACCAUGUCAACCGCCAGAGACGAGAGAGUCUCGCUGGCAGCCUCAUGGGUGCUGGCGCGAGCUGGGGAGGAAUGUCAUUCGGCAGCUUUAUUCGCGAUGACAUCGCCAUGGCAGGCACGUCACCAUUCGCACACCAAGCCUCGCCAUCCUUCCACUCCGGUUCCUACUUGCCCAAGCUUGAGGCGAGUUUUAUGAAGGAUUUCACUUGUUGUGGUUUGAACUUGCCGAACCUUCACGAUCUGUUACAGCAUUAUGAAGAGUCUCACACCCAACCCAGUCCGAACACUGCGCGCAAUGCGCCCUUUUCUUCCCAGUUUGCCGCGAUACCCACACAACCCUCAUCCAGAGCUAGCAGCGCAAGACCACAGACUCAGCAACAAAACACCACUUCAAUGUCACAGCUUGGACAACCAAGCCGUCCAGGUUCCAACCUUGGCGGAGGCAUGGGAGGUUUGGGGAUGCAGCUUGGUCAGCAAAAUAUGGCAGGACAACAGCAUGCACAAAUGUCGCAAUUCGACGAGAUGGACGCCGUCGGUGACAUGGAGAUGGACGAUGCUUUGGGAACCAUGGAGAUGGACGAUAGCCAGAGAACCAUGUCCCAAACUCGGCAAAUGUUUGGCCAGCAACAGCGACCUCAGUUGCACGUCAACGCCUCGGGUCUCACUCAAGGACUGCGGACAUCCCAGCCACCAACGCCUGCAGCCGCCAGCUUUGGGCUGCAGCACAACCCCACGGUAUCAUCUGUAAAUACUCCGACCCUUACCACCCAGCAAACGCCACAGCAACAGCGUCCCAACAACGGUUUCCAGAACUCCCCAAUGCAGCCCAUGGACGAUAUGGACGACAUGGACGAUGACCUGCCAGGCAUGCCUAUGGGUGGCAACAUGGAGCUUAACGGGUCCAACUUUGGGGAUGUGAGCUUCGGAAACUCUGCCUCCGAGUUCUGCAUCAACGAUCCCGGCAAACACCUGUUCAGCCCCGGAGGCGCUCUCACCAACCAGCAGCGGGCAAUUCAGGCACAUCUCAUUGGAAUGGGUUUCGAUCCUAGCCAGCCCAACAGCGCGGCGAACAAGGCUCUAAUCCAAAAGUUUGGCGCAAUGAUGAUUCCAGAGGAACACAAGCCUUUCAAAUGCCCCGUCAUCGGCUGCGAAAAGGCGUACAAGAACCAGAACGGUCUCAAGGUCCAAAUCAGGUACCACAAGACACACGGGCACCAAACGCAGCAGCUACACGAAAACGGUGAUGGCACUUUCUCCAUCGUCAACCCUGAAACGAGCACCCCUUAUCCCGGUACUCUGGGUAUGGAAAAGGAGAAGCCUUUCUCAUGUGACGUCUGCGGAAAGCGCUACAAGAACCUCAACGGUCUCAAAUACCACAAGGGACAUUCCGCACCUUGCAAUCCCGAUUUUAAGUUCUUAGCUGCAGGACUCAACAAUCUCGCUAGCCUGCCGGGUCUCAUGGAGAAUUCGAUGACCAACCUGCCGGGAAUCGGCGAAGACCAGAUGAUGUAA